This is a messenger RNA of Bactrocera dorsalis (oriental fruit fly), 2876 nucleotides long. RefSeq lists its product as uncharacterized. The record is from RefSeq and is a predicted model, not a curated record. The coding region runs from base 969 to 1907 and encodes 312 amino acids. The transcript has 6 exons. NCBI's taxonomy places the organism in Eukaryota, Metazoa, Arthropoda, Insecta, Diptera, Tephritidae.
AAACGGAGUUAAUUUUAAUAUGAAAAAAAAAAUACAUUUAGUGCUUACAUGAGCCGAGAAAAAAGGCUUUUAAUGUCAGUGCCUCCAAAUUUGCCAAAAUAUGUAGUAUUAAUGUGAAUUCUGAUAGUGAUUCAAAUGUGGAAGAAUUGAGCUCCGUAGAUAUAUCUUUAAAUGAUUAUGAUAGCCAAGAUACCAUUGAUAGUGAUAGUGACAAUGUGAAUAUUGUAGUGAAAAAUGAUAAAUGCAAAGAAAUAAAAGCUUGGGCUUUACGCAAUAGGGUGUCCCACAAUACAGUGACUGAUUUGCUUCAAACCUUGCGAAAAAUAGGUUUAGUGGAUUUGCCCUUAACAGCAAAAAGUCUAUUAGGUACAAGUAGAAAAAAGGUUAAUAUUGAAACCAUUCCAAGUGGCGCGUUUUUAUAUAGAGGAAUUCAAAAUUAUUUUGAGAAAAAUUCAUUUCCUCACCUUGAAAUAAAAGAUAGCAUUGUACUUGAUAUAGGAAUAGAUGGUCUUAGAUUAUUCAAAAAUUCGAAUAAGGUAUUAUGGACAAUUUUAGCGUCCAUCGUUGAUUUUCCAAACGAAUUGCCAUUUACAGUAGCAUGUUUUUCUGGAACAGAAAAACCCUGGAAUAUUAACGAUUUCUUAAAAGACUUUUGUGAAGAAGUAGCUUAUUUAAAAGAAAACGGUCUUCAGGUAGGUUCUUCUUCCGUUAAAAAGAAAUUUAACAUUCGUUUAUUUUGCUGUGAUUCUCCCGCUCGAGCUUUUGUCACAGGUGUGCAAUCGCACACUGGAAAAAACAGCUGUUCGAAAUGUGAUCAAAUCGGAGAAUACAAAGAGAGAAGAGUUUGUUUUUCAAAACGAGUUAAUCACUUAAGAACUGACUUGUCUUUUAAAAAUAGAAUUGAUAAAUCACAUCAUAUUAAUCCAUUUAAAUUUAGAGAAAGCAUUUUAGAAUUAGCUAAUUUCAAUAUGGUCUCCCAAUUUCCAUUAGACCCGAUGCAUCUUGUAGAUCUUGGUGUAUGUAAAAAGUUGCUUCAAUUACUAAUUAAAAAAGGGAAUAUAAAUGUAAGCAAAAUUAACGAAAAAAUAACUUUUCUCUCUAAUUUAGUUCCUUCUGAGUUUGGCAGGAUAUGUAGAAGUUUAGAUGAAAUCAGCAAUUGGAAAGCGACAGAGUUUAGGCAGUUUUUAUUGUAUAUAGGCAUAUUUGUCCUAAAAGAUUGUAUUAGUAGUGACCAUUACUACCAUUUUUUAUUAUUGCACGCAGGAAUAAGGCUGUUAUCAUGUGAAAAAUCAUAUAGUACUGAAGCUAACGUUGCCCAACAAAUAUUACAAGAAUUCGUUGAUUUGUUUGGGAAUAUAUACGGAGACCAUUUAGUUAGUUAUAACGUGCAUGGUUUACUGCAUUUAACUGACUGCACUAAGCAAUUCGGUCCUCUAGAUCAGUUUUCAGCCUAUAAGUUUGAAAACCAUAUGCAAUAUUUAAAAAAACUUAUAAAUAAACCGAAUAAAAUCCUUCAGCAAUUGCAUUUAAGACUUGAUGAAAGAACUAAUACAAACAUUGAACCCAACAAAACUUUAAAAAUUAAUUUAUUUAAUAUAGAAUUUAAAAAAGAAAAAGAUUCUUAUUGUUUUAGUGAAAAAUUAGGGCCCAUAAAAGUAAUAACUAUGUCAGACGAAUCUGGUUGCGUUAUGGUAUCUGCACAUUGUUUUUUAGAUGUUGAAAAUGAUUUUGAAGAACCUUUAGAAUCGUCAUCGGGUUUAGGUAUUUUAGUAGCGAAGAAAUUAGAUAAAAAGGUAUUUAAAAUCAAAAAAGACGACAUAGUUUACAAAUAUUUCUCUAUUCCACAUGAGGGAAAGUUUCUCCUUAUACCCAUUCUACAUCAUUUAUUUCAUAAAUUUUCAAAUUAGGAUUUUUAAGUAUUUAUGUACAUAUAUUUUUCUCGGCUCAUUUUAUUACAUUUUCUUAAAUUUUUGGAAAAGAACUUUGAUACUGCCAAUUUUUAAUUCUCAAUUAGAUGGAAAAUAUAUUUGACGAAAUUGACUUGGAGGAUUGUCCAACAACGUCUUCAACUCCCGCAAAAGACCAAUUACAUUUAAAGCGUAAAAAGUUUAACACGUCUGGUUGCUACAAUACAAAGGUCAGCAUUUCAAAACGACCUGUGGAAGGAAACGAGGUUAUUGACAUUUUAACCACUAUUUCCAAACAGCUUGACGAUUUGACGACGAGGGUAUGCGAUUUGGAAACUAAAAUCGAUAAGCAUUUAAAAGAAAAUAUUAUUCAUAAAAGUGAAGAAAUGGCGCAGCAAAAAACGGUUCGUGAAUGCAAGGUCCUCAUCCGCAAAAUUCAUCAAUCGGUAUGCCGAAUGACUGGUGAAGAUGUCGACAACGUUCAAACCGAAAUUGCUUCCACCCUACCAUUAAAUACGCUUGCUGCAGCUUUGGAAAUGGACGAAAAAUUGAAAUGCGACGAAUUUGCUGCUACAACGAAACAAUUCGUUUUGAGGAUAAAAGGUACUUCAGAUAGUGUACAUGAUGUGUUGCGAAGUCUGUAACUGAUGAACUUCUUUAUUUAUGUAACUGGGACGGUAGGGGUGGGAAGCAACCUCUCUCCAAAUUCCUGCUGGUUUCCAACAUUUUAUACGAUUCAUUCAUAACGUAUGGAUUGGCAAUGUUCGAAAAACAAGUUCGAAAAGCCAUUGAAAUGAGCCACCAUAGGCACAAACAAAGAAUUUAUAGGAAGAGGAAAACUGAGGAGUGAACCCUUUAAAUAUUUAAUAAAAAGUUAUAUGUAUUUCUGAUAUUAUUAAAAAUAAUUAUUUUAAUACAUACUAGAUUUUAAGAAAGCAUUGCAAAGCAGGAAUUGAAUUAAUAAUGAAA